Molecule: messenger RNA, 795 nt
Organism: Pteronotus mesoamericanus
Lineage: Eukaryota; Metazoa; Chordata; Mammalia; Chiroptera; Mormoopidae
Gene: TGFA
Product: transforming growth factor alpha
Exons: 7
Coding region: 1-768 (255 amino acids)
Biological process (GO): positive regulation of cell population proliferation; positive regulation of mitotic nuclear division; epidermal growth factor receptor signaling pathway
Molecular function (GO): epidermal growth factor receptor binding; growth factor activity
Source: RefSeq, a predicted model, not a curated record
AUGAGUGAAGCUGGGCUGCAGGCCCUGAUAGUGGGUCUGUGGUCUCCAGAGCAACAGGAACUGAGCAGCUUUGAAACUCCAGCUGCCGAUGGGUUUGAUGUGAAGUCUGCUCUGAAACCAGGACAUUUGAUUUUCCAAUCAGCCCUGAGUGCUGAUCAGACUCGUGCCUGGAGGAGGCGAGUGCAGGGCCCCAAGCCCUGGGAAAUGGGGCCUGGGACUCAUAGCCAAAGCAGCUGGGCAGCAAGGCGGCUGGACCCCGUGUCCUGGAGACUGCUGCUGGUCAGGGUCACGCUGCGGCCAGGAGGAGCAAGGCUGGCAGCAGCCCUGUGUGGCCAUUUCCACCUGGCUUUGGGUUUCCUGUUUGUCCUCACAAGUGAAACAAAUCCACCCAUGGCCGCAGCUGUGGUGUCUUAUUUUAAUGAAUGUCCGGAUUCCCACAGUCAGUUCUGCUUCCAUGGAACCUGCAGGUUUUUGGUGCAGGAGGACAAGCCAGCAUGUGUCUGCCAUUCUGGGUACAUUGGAGCACGCUGUGAGCACGCAGACCUCCUGGCCGUGGUGGCCGCCAGCCAGAAGAAACAGGCCAUCACUGCCUUAGUGGUGGUUUCCAUCGUGGCCUUGGCCGGCCUCAUCAUCACGUGUGUGCUGAUACACUGCUGCCAGGUCCGAAAACACUGUGAGUGGUGCCGGGCCCUCAUCUGCCGGCACGAGAAGCCCAGUGCCCUCCUGAAAGGAAGGGCCGCUUGCUGCCACUCGGAAACAGUGGUCUGAAGAGCCCAGAGGAGGAGUUCAGCCAGA